This is a messenger RNA of Ceratina calcarata, 1281 nucleotides long. RefSeq lists its product as uncharacterized. The record is from RefSeq and is a predicted model, not a curated record. The transcript has 4 exons. The coding region runs from base 88 to 783 and encodes 231 amino acids. Lineage: Eukaryota; Metazoa; Arthropoda; Insecta; Hymenoptera; Apidae.
GUUCAAUCUGUUCUCUCAAUCGUGAUCCAAGUGUCGGAGGUAACGUGUCCCAAUACGUCAGACUGCCAAGUGAAACAUUGAACGACGAUGUGGACCGCGCUUUUGGUACUUUGUGUGGUAGCGUCUUUUGACGUGAAUGCAAGGGAAUUACAUGAUGCGUCUGCCCUGGAACUGUCUGGUUCUCCUGUGGCGAGUUUGAGGACGGUGGAAAACGUGCCAGCUAGAGUGCCGAAGAGAUUUAGACCAAACAGCCAAUUUAGAAGACUGCAUAUUGAAAAUCAACAUGGAUUUGACGGCAAGGUUGAUAAAAUUCGUGUUAACGAGCAAAUUCCCAAAUAUAAAUCAUAUACGACGACGAAAUCGGAUCAAUUGAAUGAUAGCCAGGCCGAGAUGCAACUGCAGAAUACAACUCCAAGGCAGAAUGCAAUGAGAGUUGCUCGCUCGGUAGAAGCUUAUGGAAAAUCGAAGGAACAUUUAGUUGUGAACGGUCAGAUCGAAAGUGGAAAUCCUCCAGUUCACGAAUCCAAGCCGCAGCCGCAGAGAGCCGAAGGAUCUGUCAUCAGAGUGUACAGAUCCAUCGAUGCGAAAGUAGAACCGAAAGAACACGAAUCUAUUAAGGGUCAGGAGACGGACUUGGAGGGUCAAGACUCGAAAGUAUUCAGGCCCUUGUUCACGUACAGGAAACAGAUGGCUAGGAAGUAUAGAACAAGAAAUCAUAUAGGCAAUCGUGGUUUCCCGGUUCGUCCGAAACCACGUCGUAAUCGAUUAAUACCAGUUUUCUGAGUUCAUCGAUCGGAACUAAGGGAGCCUGGAAGCACGGAGGCGCGAUAAAGCGGUGGCUAUGCGAACGGGCGUAAUCGAGGCGCGUGUUUGCGCGCUGGGAUCCUUGAAGACGACUAAUUAUCAUAAUAAUUAACCGAUUGAGUCAGCAUCGCUUUUGUGCCAUAAAAGAAGAAAGCGGUUUCUCGGGGACGAGGAAUGAAUUGCCGCGUGUGUAAUAAUGAUCGAAAGCGCCGGGGCAGUCGAAGAAUGUUCCAAGUACCAAAUAUAUAAACUUAGUAUUAGCGCGAGGUAUUCGUUUCUGAAACCGCAGAUUUCGAUAGUGGUUCAUUUAAUUAACAAUAAUUCAUGAUGUAAUAUCGCGCGAUUUUUUAGUAAAAUAUAAGAUUUUUCAACGUUUAUAUGAUGUGAUUAAUUUAAUAAAACAUGUAAAUGAUGUAAUCAUUUAGAUUGAUAAGAUGAUGCCAUUUUUAUAGAAGAAUAAAGUUUAACCAUUUUCUA